Messenger RNA from Marchantia polymorpha subsp. ruderalis, 3334 nucleotides. The record is from the annotation of a GenBank genome assembly. NCBI's taxonomy places the organism in Eukaryota, Viridiplantae, Streptophyta, Marchantiopsida, Marchantiales, Marchantiaceae.
GCAGAGAGCACUGCUCGGGUCCCCUUACGUCGUUCGCCGAGUACAACAUUUCCUCUACUCCGUUACAGUUGGGCAGUCGGGAUGAUGACUGUGGUCGCACGCACGCACGCACGCACUGACGCUUCUCUCGCACUCACGCUCCAAACCAUUCCUCCUUAUGAAUCUAUGGGAACAUCUUCGUAACGAGUCCCAGAUGCUUCGUGACAGCUGCACUGCUCGGUUGCUCUGUUCCUCUCGCAUUCUGUCAUGAAUCUCACCGCGUUUAGGCGAGCCCGACGGGUCGACCGCCCCGCUGCUCGAAGAUGGAGGCGAGACCGGUCGGGUCCAUUGGAAAAGGCAGGAACUGUGCAGUAUACUAGAUAACAGCGUACCCCGCCUCUGCAUUCAAUGAACCACAUCGGCAGCUACACCGUACGCACAGAAUUAGGGUACAAGGCAUCUUCGCAGCAUGGAAUUCGGAACCAGAAUGGAUGAUGGAGAUGGAGUGGGCCGAAGGGAUCGACCUCGUCACAACAACCGAGUGAGGACCCACAGUUCGCUAAAAUAAGCGCACGGUGACCCGCGGUCGAAAGUCCAUCGGAGGACUCUUGCAGAGCGAGUGAGUGAGAGCUCCCUCGAGGCGCGGAGUCGCUCUGGAGAAAUGUCGAGACAGGAAAUUUAGGCAGCGGAGGGACAUUGUACCGAUCGAAAGUCGGGGCCAUGGCGCGAUCGUUGAGAGUGGUCAUCCGAUUGCAGGGUCGCAUUAGUCGCGGGCCAUAGGCGGGAUGCCCGUCACCCCUGCGCGGUCUACCUUCCCGGAUUCGAGCAAUGCUGUCCGAGGCGCUGAAGGAGAAGAUGAAGAGGGCGUACCCGAACAUACCGAAGUCGAUGAGCAGUCCCGAUAUACCGAAAAGCCACACGACCAAGCCCGGGGCCGUGUGCGGCCAUGAGCUCUGGGUCGACGGGCUCAUUCUGGCGUACGAAUUCAUCCCGGCACCGAAGAACAAAAUCAAAGUGGGUGGGAAAUUCGGCCAGAAGAGCGGGCCCAUGAAGGGCAAUUUCAACGCGGAGAUCACGUUGCGCGACCCGAGAGUGGCCGAGGGCGCGGAGCUGUCGAAAGGAUCACCUCCGGAGCCCGGCAAGGCGGCGGGAGCUGGAGUGGAGUCGCGGGACGAGCAGCGGGGCGCGCAGGGGAGCGUGGAGAAUGCGCCGCCCGGUCCCGGCGAGGACGCGGACGACGGGCCUCGGAAGAAGGAGCACAACCAGUGGGUUCCGAUCGGGUGGGAGAGGCUGGGCGAGCUGGUGCAGAUUGUGCAGGCCAACAUUCUGACGGGCCGGCUCGAGGAGAUGAUGGACGACGCGGCGUCGGAGAACGGCGACUUCCUGAGCGUGGCGGACCAGGCCGCCCCCUACUGGCAGUCGCCGGCCGGGCCGACGUGGUGGUGUCAUGUGGAUCCUCGGCACUCGAGCAUCGUCUCGUGGUUGAGCCACGCGCAGUGGCUGCACCCGGCCAUCAGCACGGCGCUGCGCGACGAGAGCCGGCUCAUCAGCGACCGGAUGAAGCACUUGUACUACGAGGUCCCGGUGCGCGUGGCCGGCGGAAUCCUGUUCGAGCUCCUGGGGCAGUCGGUCGGCGACCCUCACCGCAACGAGGAAGAUGUGCCCAUCGUCCUGCGGUCCUGGGCCUCGCAGAACUUCCUCCUCUCGGCUAUGCACGUCAAGGGCGAAGUGCCCUCGCUCAAUGUGAUCGGAAUUUCCGAGGUUCAGGACAUCGUGGGCGCCGGCGGCAUGAAGGCGCCCAAAACUGCCCACGAGGUCAUCGCUCUUCUGGCCGACCGGCUCGCUCGCUGGGACGACCGGUUGUUCCGGAAGCAUUACUUCGGCGAGGCCGACGAGGUCGAGCUCAAGUUCGUCAGCCGGCGGGACGGUGAAGACCUAGCGAUCCUGAGCAUGAUUCUGAAUCAGGAAAUUCGCAGACUGUCGUCGCAGGUGAUUAGAGUGAAGUGGUCUCUUCAUGCGAGGGAGGAAAUUAUGUACGAACUUAUGGCGCAUUUGCGAGGAAAGAACACGCAAUCGAUUUUGGAGUCUAUUCGGAAGAGUACGAGGGCGAUGUUGGGAGAGCAGGAAGCUGUGCGCGAUCGGCUUUUCACGGUGCAGGAUGUGAUGCAGGCCACAGUCAGAGCAUCCCUGCAGGACAAGAGUGUGCGAAUUCAGCACAAUCUGGCGGUCAUCGGAGGCCCCGGGCUUCUCCUCUCGAUCAUUGCCGGUCUUUUUGGGAUCAAUGUGGGCGGCAUACCUGGAUCGACGAACGAUCGAGCUUUUCUGUUCUUCAGUUUAGUCUUCUUCAUUUUUGGUGCAGUUCUUAUAGCUGUUGGUAUGAUUUAUCUAGGUUUCAAGAAACUUCCAACUGAAGAGCAGUUGGCAUCGAGAAAAUUAGAGCUGCAAGAUCUAGUCAAACACUUCCAGAAGUCUGCCGAAUCUCACGAGAAAGUUAGGGAUGUUGUAGAUAACCACCAAAGAUCCUCGCAUAUUUUACUUAGACCGAACAGUGAAGAGUAUAUUUUAAUCACCUGAAUUCGACCUCCGUGAAUGUUAAACCUAGUCUACCGUAGGUUCCGCUCAGGAUCCAAAGACCAACCCAAAGUCCUUGAGAUUGAUGGGAGUCUGGGAGCGGGUGUAUCAUGAUAACAAUACGAUCAGACCAUUAACCCACUUUUCCUGCGACGUUCACUGUCACAAGGUUCACAAGGUUUUGCUUCAGCUGUUUUUGUACGCAUAAGGUCGUACUUGGUCUACGGUCUGUCCUACUUACAUGUGAACGUUGGCAUGAAAGUUGCAUAAAGUUGGUCUCCUCAUGAAGGCCGAGCGUAGAAUCUCCUCUUGAGCUGUCUUUCCGUACGUGAGGAGAUGGUCGGUUUGUGAAAAUAGCCUGUGAUACUUUCGAGUUCAUCAUGGGAAGACUCCCUCACAUUUCAAGUUUGUGAAGCGGCCACUUUUCCUUUGCCGGACGUACAUGAAUGGCUUACAUAGAAAACGAAAACCAAUCGUUUACACGACAGAAUCUGCUGUGUCAAAGGUGCAGGUCGAAAAGUACAUGUACUCUGGAUCGUUGCAGUUCAAGGUUUAUCAAAAGUCACUGUUGUGUAAGGAUUUCAUCACUUUACGCCGUAUUUCCUCCUGUGAACAUACACAUGUAACUGAGCAGUAAAAAGACAGCAGUUCAGGGUUUAUCAAAAGUCACUGUUGUAUAAGGAUUUCAUCACUUUACCCUGUACUUCCUCCUGUGAACAUACACAUUUAUCUGACCAGUAAAAAGAUAGCGUUGAGCUCAACUGAUCUGGAUUUUUGUUUCGUG